Molecule: messenger RNA, 900 nt
Organism: Penicillium angulare
Lineage: Eukaryota; Fungi; Ascomycota; Eurotiomycetes; Eurotiales; Aspergillaceae
Product: fungal specific transcription factor domain-containing protein
Exons: 2
Coding region: 1-900 (299 amino acids)
Biological process (GO): positive regulation of transcription by RNA polymerase II
Molecular function (GO): DNA-binding transcription factor activity, RNA polymerase II-specific; sequence-specific DNA binding
Source: RefSeq, a predicted model, not a curated record
AUGCGCACAGACUACAUUAAAAACUUCUCAAGGCAUUACGGUUGGAGAAGCCAUAUAUUGCAGGAUAUGGAGGAAUGGAGACAAUAUUUACAACCCCACAGUGAUCCUCAAUCCAAGGGCUACACUAGCCAGGGAUGGGUGGGCAUGGCCUUUAAUUAUACAGUUUUACUUUUGCAUCGACCAACAAAGGAAAAUGUUGGAGGAAUAGUCAGCGAGAAGUGUCUACAAGCCUGUGCGGACAUUAUAACCGUUUUCCGAAAAUACCAGAAGGAUCGUGAAACAGCCCAGCUUUGGCCUGGAAGCUUAACUGACAACACGCAGCUCCUGAGUCAAUUUGGCAUUGGCAUUACACUUUUAUAUUGCUUUUGGGCAACGCCGCCGUCCAGCCGCAGUGAUCUUUAUCGAUCUCCAAAGACAAUCACAGCUAUACGGACAUGUUCUGUUAUCCUUGCGGUUUUUUCCGAGCAAUGGGUUGAAGCCGAGCCAUUGCGUGAUCUAUUUGACGUACUCUCUGAAUCGAUUCUCUAUCACGCAGUAUCCACCAAAGACAAUGAAGCAAACAGAAUAGCUGUAGGUGCGGAUGCGGAUGCAGACUCUAUCAAAUCUAGGAUACCUCACAUUCGGUCAUUGGUUGUGAAUACGGAUAUUUGCAGGAUGGUCACAGAGAUGGUGACCGAGGACUUUCCAUGGCAAGAUCCGCGCAAUAAUGACUCCCCAGCGUGGGCAUCAGAGAUUCAUUCUUCGGAAAGCUGCUUCCUUUGUGAAAACGAAAGGCAAGAAGAAGGGAGUACUUCCCCAGUCUGGGUUGAUGGUUUCGAGCCUUCCAGCGCUAAUCUCAAUACUCAUUACGAUGACGAUUUGUUUGCCUUUCCUGGUUUAUUUGGCUCUGUCGAAUUUUAA